Baudoinia panamericana UAMH 10762 is the source of this 3201-nucleotide messenger RNA. Its product is annotated as glycoside hydrolase family 47 protein. Gene Ontology annotation, cellular component: endoplasmic reticulum; membrane. Bases 1 to 3201 code for a protein of 1066 amino acids. The transcript is spliced from 3 exons. Gene Ontology annotation, molecular function: calcium ion binding; mannosyl-oligosaccharide 1,2-alpha-mannosidase activity. Lineage: Eukaryota; Fungi; Ascomycota; Dothideomycetes; Mycosphaerellales; Teratosphaeriaceae. Gene Ontology annotation, biological process: endoplasmic reticulum mannose trimming; carbohydrate metabolic process; mannose trimming involved in glycoprotein ERAD pathway. The record is from RefSeq and is a predicted model, not a curated record.
AUGACCGAUGACCUCUUGUCCACACUCCGCGAUGACGCUAAACACCUCUUCUGGCAUGGCUUCGACAACUACAUGAACCAUGCCUUUCCCGAGGACGAAUUGAAGCCCAUCUCUUGCCAACCACAGACGCGGAAUCGCGACGAUCCGACAGAUAUAGGCCUGAAUGAUGUCUUGGGCAACUACAGUGUCACAUUGAUUGACUCGCUGUCGACACUGGCGAUCCUCGCGAGCGAUGACAACCCGAAGCACGCCAGGCAAGCCCUCACCGGCUUUCAGAAUGGGGUCAGAGCGCUUGUGGAGCUGUACGGUGACGGCACGGAGGGAGGCCGCUGCGGGAAACGAGCCUGCGGCUUUGAUCUGGACAGCAAGGUGCAAGUCUUCGAAACCACCAUCCGCGGCGUCGGUGGGUUGCUAAGCGCGCAUCUCUUCGCUAUUGGCGAGCUUCCCAUCACCGGUUACACUCCGGCAUGGACGACAGACAAGCACGGCAAUGCUACCAUCCCCUGGCCCGCUGGAUUUAGAUACAGCAACCAGCUUCUUGCUUUGGCUCACGACCUCGCUUCCCGCCUCCUCCCCGCCUUCACCACACCAACUGGCCUCCCGUACCCUCGCGUCAACCUCCGUCACGGCAUCCCUUUCUACCGUGACGCCGAAGAAGGCGUCUGCCGCCUGGACGGCACCUCAUCCAAUCCGCGCGACAUCACCGAGACCUGCUCCGCGGGCGCCGGCAGCCUUGUGCUCGAGUUCAGCACCCUCAGCCGUCUGACGGGCGACACCCGCUUCGAGCACCUCGCCAAAACCGCCUUCUGGGCCGUCUGGAACCGGCGCAGCGCCGUAGGCUUAAUCGGCGGCGGUAUUGACGCCGAAAGCGGGCAGUGGACCAUGCCGCCACUCGCGGGCAUCGGAGCGGGCAUCGACAGCUUCUUCGAGUACGCCCUCAAAUCCUCCAUCCUCCUGUCCGGUCUCCCCUUCGACACAAACAACACCGCUCUCCACGGCCCCUCCAGCUUUCUGCAAGCGUGGACAGAAGCACACUCGAGUAUAAAACGCCACGUCUACCGCUCUUCCGGCAUCGAAAAGCACCCUUACUACGCUCCCACCGACCUCUUGACGGGCGCGCCAAGGUAUACCUGGAUCGACAACCUCUCCGCCUACUACCCCGGCCUCUUAGUCCUAGCAGGCGAACUAGAAGAAGCCAUCGAAUCCCACCUCCUCUACGCCGCACUCUGGACGCGCUACUCCGCUUUGCCAGAACGCUGGAUGGCGCACAACUCCUUCAUCGACCCUUCCUUCAAGCACUGGGCCGGCCGACCAGAAUUCAUCGAAUCAACAUACUAUCUCUACCAAGCCACGCGGGAUCCGUGGUAUCUCCACGUGGGCGAGAUGGCGCUGAGGGAUAUCCGACGACGAUGUUGGACUAAAUGCGGUUGGGCUGAUUUGGGCGACGUAACGAGUGGCGAGCAGAGGGAUCGGAUGGAGAGUUUCUUCUUGGGGGAGACGGCCAAGUAUCUUUACCUUCUUUUCACGCCGGGGCAUCCGCUGAACCGCGGCGAUCGACCAGUAGUCUUCACGACAGAAGGGCAUCCGCUCGUCAUCCCGGACGCUCUCCGGCAGGCUUCUUCCUCGGACGGCAUCACACUGCAUUCCGACGCCGUCGCGCCGACUUGUCCAUCUCCCUCCCCGCCACUGCCGCUUACGGUGAGCAAUGUGGCGAACCGAGCAGAUCUAUUCCACGCUGCCGCCCUCGCCCAACUCCACCUCGUCCCCGUCACCGCCACCCGCUCCUCCCCUCUCCUCGAAACCUCCCCGCACAGCCCCGGAAUCUCCCUCGCCGACGUCCGAAGCCCGACUAACUACACUUUCUACCCCUGGACUCUCCCCGCGAACCUCAUUCCCCCGGGGGGAGUCAGUAGCGCGAUGCAAGAGGCGAAAAUCAGCACCCUCACCUUCCCCAACUUGAGUCCGGCGGAUGACGUGGUGGCGGCGAAGGGAUUGGUGCCGCUGGGCGCAUUGAGGAAGGUGGCGGAGGGGGUGGUGGUUAGUAGUCUGUCGAAUGUGCGGUUGAGUAUGGUGCAGCAUGGCGGUGGAGGGAGUGGUGGCGUGGCGGGAGUGGAGGGGUUUGUAGUUGGUGCUGGCGCUGGUGCGGAGUAUAGGAUCCAGGGGAUUGCUAAUUGGGCGUUGGGGAGGGAUGAGAAGGUGUUGAUUAGUGGGGAGGCGUUGAGGGGGGUUGCGGUGGGGGAUGAGCGGUUUCGGAGGGAUUUGGAGGGGGUGUUUGCCCAUCUCCUCGCUGCUGCGAGUCCGGGGUAUAGCGGUAUGGCUCGACCUACCGCGGCGCCAGCGGCACCAGCAGCAGCAUCAUCAGCAGCGGGAUCAUCAGCAGCGACACCGAAGCAGCAACAGCAACAGCAACAGCAAGAGACACAGCAACCGCAAGGCCAACCGCAGCAGAAAUUCACCCGCCACCUCAUCCCCGCCAUCCUCCCCACAGGCCCGGGCGCGGCACCACUGCCCUCCUUCUUCUACCCCACCAUCGACCCCUCCAACGUCGACCCGGAAGCGGAUCCCCUCACCCUCCCCCCCGGCUCCCUCUCACACCCCACAAUCUUCUACCUAGACAGCACGCUCUGCUCCCACCGCCUCCCCGCCGCCAUCACGAAAAACUACAACAUCCUCGUCAUCAAACGCGGGGAGUGCAGCUUCGGCGACAAACUGGCGAAUAUCCCUUCUUCCGCCCCGAGUGCGACGGGGUUGCAGCUCGUGGUCAUUCUGUCGGUGCCGGAGGCUCUAACGGAAGGUGAACGGGCUGGUAGGGAAGGUGGGGAUGGUGAUGGCGAUGGUGGUGGGAAUGGGAGUGGGAGUGGACUGAUCAGGCCCUUGCUUGAGCACGUUCAGAAGACUAGGAGUGGGUUUGAGCGGAGGUGGCCGUUGGGCAUGGUCAUGGUUGAGGGGAGUGAGGGGAACGUGCGGGUUUUCCGCGCGGCGGCGGCGGCGGUGGGGGUUGUUGAUGUGGGGGGCGGGGUUGAUGUUGUUGCGCCGAAGACGGGGAGGGAGAGGGAGAUGGGGGAGGUGGCGGAUUCAUGGGGGGAUGCUGGGGGGAAGGGAGGAGAGGGAGGAGAGGAGCUGAGGGCCGGGUUUGCGGUGAAGAGACGGUAUUGGUUUGAGAGUAUGGGCGUGCCGAUUGGGAAUCUGAUCAUGCUUUGA